This is a messenger RNA of Fusarium coffeatum, 432 nucleotides long. RefSeq lists its product as uncharacterized. NCBI's taxonomy places the organism in Eukaryota, Fungi, Ascomycota, Sordariomycetes, Hypocreales, Nectriaceae. The transcript has a single exon. The record is from RefSeq and is a predicted model, not a curated record. Bases 1 to 432 code for a protein of 143 amino acids.
AUGGGAAUGCCAUACUCCAAACAAGUUCAUGCCGCCUUCGACCAAGUAACACCCUUGGUCGCGGCCGGUUUCGAAGUCCUCAAAACAACAAAGAACAUCGCCAUUCUUCUCGCCGUCAUCCAAGUCCUUGUCGCAAUUGUUCUGACACUCACAUUAUUCGCGAUACUGGCGCUGAUAUACUCUGUUAAUCCGGAUUUGGAAGAGGAGCGACGCGCAAUUGUCACGCCUUGUAUGCAAUGGAUUGCGAGCUGGGUGACUGAAUAUGGGCAUGCGCUGGCUUUGGGAUUAAAGGUUCUUAUUGUGUUGACUACUGGGGGUUUGGGAGUGUUUAUUUGGUGGAAUAGCACGCCGACGUUUCCUGUUUCUGAGGAGCCAGCUGGGCCGGAAGAGGAGGGGGACGAUGGCUUGGAGAACACAGAUAACUUUGAGUAA